AUGGCGGUCUAUCCGGAGAGCUGCGUGGACGCCGCGGUGCUGGGCUUCGUCGCAGACCUGUCCCUCUCCUCCCCGGGGAACCCCUUCCUCUGCGACUUUGCGCCUGGGCUCCCCUUUGGGGACCGGGGCCUUGCGCUCCAGGAGAGACGACAACCCAGGAACCUGGCGCCCUUUGAGGAGGAGGAUCUAGAGGAGGAGGAGGAGGAAGGGGAAGGAGAGGAGGGGGAGGAGGGGGAAGAGGAGACCGGGAGGGGCGCCUCCCUGCCGGGCCGCCCCCGGAGGAAGAGGGUGAUCACCCACGCCCAGCGCCAGGCCGCCAACGUCCGCGAGAGGAAGCGCAUGUUCAACCUCAACGAGGCUUUCGACCGGCUGCGGAGGAAGGUGCCCACGUUCGCCUACGAGAAGAGGCUGUCCCGCAUCGAGACCCUCCGCCUGGCCAUCGUGUACAUCUCCUUCAUGACGGAGCUCCUGCAGAGCUGCAAGGAGGAGGAGGCCCGCUGA
This is a messenger RNA of Pipistrellus nathusii (Nathusius's pipistrelle), 501 nucleotides long. Lineage: Eukaryota; Metazoa; Chordata; Mammalia; Chiroptera; Vespertilionidae. The record is from the annotation of a GenBank genome assembly.